AUGCAAUCUGAUAGAAAUCUUCACAGUCAUAAAAGAAGUGGAUCCUCCUCAUCAUCAACAACAUCCACUAGUUCCGGUACAAGUUAUGAAGAUGAAGAAGAAGACAUCAAUUCGAAUAAUACUCGUAUGCAUACCAGUUUAGAAAUUGCUGUACUUCUCUCAUUAUUUCGACAUCGUCAUUCAUUAUCAAAAUCUUGUCUCACCGAUAUGUGUCGUUUAUUACGUCUACUUGGCGUGCCAAAUGUCCCUGUUGAUUAUAGAUCGAUCUAUAAAUUAAUUAAUCCAUGUGGUAAUUCAAUGUUUCAACCGAAACUUACAGUUGUUUGUCCUACAUGCCAUAGAGUCAGUAUGAAUAUGAAAAAAUGUCCGAUAACACAUUGUAACAGUCAUGCCGGUUACGUUCGAGCACCAACUGUGAAUUAUACAUUUAAACUUCGUGAACAAAUUAAAUCUAUUUUAGAACGUGUACCUUUGACAUGUAUUGGAACAAAUGAUGGUCAUAUGACUGAUGUUAUUGAUGGACGUGCGCACGCGCAUAUUCACACAUUGGAAAGAAAACCAUUUAUAACAUUAAUUCUUAAUUCUGAUGGUGUAUUAAUUCAAAAAAUUUCGCGUUCAUUAUGGAUAACUACAAUGGCAAUCAACGAAAUUCCACGUGAUGUUCGUUUUCAAUUGCCAAACAUGGUAAUUGGUAUGGUUUCUUAUGGUUCCCAAAAACCAAAACGAGCGGAAUUUUCUUCAUUGUUAGACAUUCUAGUCGAUGAAUUAGUUGAAUUAGAACAUGGAAUUGAUGUAUGUUUACCAUCACCAGGUGGUGUUCGUUUUGCAUCAAGCCUUAUUAGCACUCACGUUGCUGUUAAUUUACUUGGUGUUGUUUCAGAUAAACCAGCUCAAUCCAUGAUCCAGAACAUGAUUGAUAGUGGAGGGUUUUAUGGAUGUGGGAAAUGCCAAAUAGUUGGUGAAAGUGUACGUGCAGGAAAAGGGCACAUUCGAUGCUUUCCAUUAGAUACAACAAAUCCACCUGAUCUUCGUUCAAACAAAACCUAUGAUCAGGCUAUGAAAAUCUUGACCAAAAAUAAACAACAACGUGCAUGUCGAAAUUCUUUAACAGGUGCUUAUAACGAUGCAGCUAAAGGACAUGUUGGUCCAUGUGCAUUAAGAAGACUUCGUUUUUUUGAUAUGGGACAGUCCUUUUUAAUCGAUUCAUUACAUAACCUGUAUUCAGGUGCUUUUAACCAAUAUCGUAACGCAUUUGCUAUACAAAAAUAA
This is a messenger RNA of Rotaria sordida, 1269 nucleotides long. The record is from the annotation of a GenBank genome assembly. NCBI's taxonomy places the organism in Eukaryota, Metazoa, Rotifera, Eurotatoria, Philodinida, Philodinidae.